Molecule: messenger RNA, 1040 nt
Organism: Budorcas taxicolor (takin)
Lineage: Eukaryota; Metazoa; Chordata; Mammalia; Artiodactyla; Bovidae
Product: GTPase IMAP family member 5-like
Exons: 3
Coding region: 117-1040 (307 amino acids)
Molecular function (GO): GTP binding
Source: RefSeq, a predicted model, not a curated record
CUUAUGUUUUUGUGAUGAGACUAGAAGCCAAAGAAAGAGGCUGCCUGGAGAGGAAGGAAGACUGCAGCAAGACUGUCUGAGAACUUGCAGAACUCUGCAGCAUCUAGCAGAACAAAAUGGAAGGGCUUCGGCAGGGUGGAGGAGACAGCUGCACCACAGGUGGAGGAGGAGAGAGCUUAAAUCCAGGAUCAUCUACAUUGAGGAUCAUCCUGGUAGGGAAAACAGGCAGCGGGAGAAGUACCACCGGGAACAGCAUCCUUUGCCAGCCCGUGUUUGAGUCCAAGCUGGGGGCCCAGUCGGUGACCAGGAAGUGUCAGAGGGCAACAGGCAUGUGGAAUGGGAGGACCAUCCUGGUGGUGGACACACCCCCCAUCUUUGAGGCCGAGGCCCAGGAUCAAGAGCUGUAUGAGAAUAUCGGAGCCUGUUACCUGCUGUCAGUGCCAGGGCCCCACGUGCUGCUGCUGGUGACCCAGCUGGGGCGCUUCACUGAGCAGGAUGUGGUGGCCGUGACCAGGGUGAAGGAGGUCUUUGGGGUAGGAGCUGAGAGACACAUGGUCAUCUUGUUCACCCGCAAGGAAGACUUAGAGGGUGGAUCCUUGGAUGAGUAUGUGGCAAACACAGACAACCUCAGGCUGAGGAGCCUGGUCCGGAAGUGCGGGUCGAGAUACUGCGCCUUCAACAACCGGGCCUCCGGGGAUGAGCAGAGAGAGCAGCUGGCUGAGCUGAUGGCCGUGAUCGAGGGGCUGGAGCGGGAGCACCAGGGCGCCUUCCUCACCAAUGAGCUCUUCUUUGAUGCACAGAUGCUCCAGCAGAUGGGGGGUGGCGCCCAUGGAGAAGGUCAGAGGCGCUACCUGGACAAGGUACGGCUCCAGGUUGCAAAGCAAAAGCAAGGCCUGAAAAAGGCCAAGAGAAACUGGGUCUUCAAGACAGUCUUCCAACUCAGAGCCUGGAUCGUUGUGAAUUAUGAGCUUUGUGUUUGUCUUGUUUGGUGCAGUUUACUUUUUCUUCUUAUUCUUCUGAUCAUCCUGUACCAUCUUUAA